Hyposmocoma kahamanoa is the source of this 915-nucleotide messenger RNA. RefSeq names its product tRNA (adenine(58)-N(1))-methyltransferase catalytic subunit TRMT61A (gene Trmt61). Gene Ontology annotation, cellular component: nucleus; tRNA (m1A) methyltransferase complex. The record is from RefSeq and is a predicted model, not a curated record. NCBI's taxonomy places the organism in Eukaryota, Metazoa, Arthropoda, Insecta, Lepidoptera, Cosmopterigidae. Bases 257 to 898 code for a protein of 213 amino acids. The transcript is spliced from 5 exons. Gene Ontology annotation, biological process: tRNA methylation.
GUCCCUAUUCCCUUUGAAUUCUAUUUCACAUAACAUCAUCAUUAAAUUUUAGACUUUAAUAAUAUAGAUUUAAACCAUAGUUUUGAGUAUAAUUACAAACGUCAGAAAAUCAUUACACGUCAGUGCCGCUUCGGCGCGGCUUAACCAAAAAAACAAAGUUCAAGUUGUACAUAAAGUGUAUUUUCUAAUAUAAUUCAGUGCAUAAAUCGCAUCUUGUAACGAAAGCCUCUCGGUUAAGUGAAAGAACGUUCCGAGGAUGAGUUUGUCAGGAUAUAAACAAUUUAUAGAACCGAACGAUACUGUGAUUUUGUAUCUCUGCAAUAACCUCCAUGCUGUUCUGGUGCAAGAGAAAAUAAGAAACAAGAACGGAAUACUGGUGGAAAAUGUCUACCAGACGCCCUUUGGUGCGUUGAAGGUGAAGGAUCUGAUUGGAGUUCAAUAUGGCUCCAAGGUGGAACUAUCGAAGGGGUGGGGCCACGUCAUACAGCCCACCCCCGAGUUGUGGACCUUGUGCCUCCCUCAUCGCACACAGAUUAUCUACUCACCAGACAUUAGCAUGAUCCUCUGUCAACUCGAUCUGAUCCCUGGAAAAGUUGUAGUCGAAGCUGGCACAGGCAGCGGUUCUCUAACACAUGCAUUCAUUCGUUGUGUGAAACCCAAGGGCUUUGUGUUCACUUUUGAUUUCCAUCCUCAACGGGCACAAUUUGCUCAAAAGGAAUUUGAGCUACAUGGUGUAGAUCAGUUUGUUUCAGUUAAGUGCCGCGAUGUUUUAACUUGUGGUUUUGGAGAGGAACUUAAUUCACAAGCUGAUGCUGUCUUUUUGGACUUACCUAAACCAUGGCUCGGAAUCUCUUGGGCAAAGCAUGCAAUCCGAUACGACAAAGAGGUCAUGACCUAAGGGAGAUAGCCGCCACA